Messenger RNA from Dovyalis caffra, 456 nucleotides. NCBI's taxonomy places the organism in Eukaryota, Viridiplantae, Streptophyta, Magnoliopsida, Malpighiales, Salicaceae. The record is from the annotation of a GenBank genome assembly.
AUGGCUUUCGAAAAGAUCAAGGUUGCUAACCCCAUCGUUGAAAUGGAUGAAGAUGAAAUGACUAGAAUUUUCUGGAAAUCAAUAAAGGACAAGCUUAUUUUCCCCUUCUUGGAGUUGGAUAUCAAGUACUUUGACCUUGGCCUCCCUCAUCGUGAUGCCACUAAUAAUAUAGUCACUGUUGAAAGAGCCGAAGCUACUCUUAAGCACAAUGUAGCAAUGAAGUGUGCAACUAUUACUCCAGAUGAAACUCGUGUCAAGCAGUUUAACUUGAAGCAGAUGUGGAAGACUCCAAAUGGAACAAUUAGGAACAUUUUGAACGGCACUGUCUUCAGAGAACCAAUUAUUUGCAAAAACAUCCCCAACAUCCCCAUCCUUGUCCCAGGUUGGACAAAGCCAAUUUGCAUCGGAAGACAUGCUUUUGGCGAUCAAUAUCGAGCAACUGAUGGAUUUGCGUGA